AUGGCGCUCAAUCUGGUGGAGCGUUUUGAAGCCGAGAGGGGCGAACCCUUUCGCUGGAUUGUCUACUGCCGCUUGGACAUGGUUUGGGUCCAGCCCCAUCCGCCCCUUAGCCUCCUAGAUCCAUUCUUCGUGUGGAUGAUGCUGCCAGCCAGUGACUGGCAUGCGACCAUGCCCAG
Symbiodinium necroappetens is the source of this 176-nucleotide messenger RNA. NCBI's taxonomy places the organism in Eukaryota, Dinophyceae, Suessiales, Symbiodiniaceae. The record is from the annotation of a GenBank genome assembly.